Molecule: messenger RNA, 1013 nt
Organism: Penaeus monodon (black tiger shrimp)
Lineage: Eukaryota; Metazoa; Arthropoda; Malacostraca; Decapoda; Penaeidae
Source: RefSeq, a predicted model, not a curated record
CAGUCAUCUCCUCCUGCUAGUGCCGACAGGACGUGGAAAUGCUUUCCCUGUGGAGCCUCCUGCUGGGGGCUUCGGUGAGCUGCGCCUGCGCCUCCACCCUCUACGUUGGCGAUGACUGUGCUGUGAAGGACACGAUCCGGUUCGAGAAGCUGCUUUUCGGAUCCAUCAAGUUCACCGCCCACGCGCCCUCCAACGGAAGCGUCUUCACGGCAAAGGUGGCCUGCAACAGCGAGCACUGGUACCACGACACCUUCACCGUCACACACAGUUCCGUCACGCUCCACCGGUUCCACGCAUCCGGCGAGGAGAGCGUGACGUACCCUGCGCCCGAGGUGGAUGAAGGCUGGAUCGAGUUCCACAUCAAAUUCGGCAAAACCUACGAACUGGGCGAUGCUCGAGGCCGCUCAUGGAUCCCCGAAGGUUUUGGUUUGAAAUGCGACGUCGGAAGCAUCGACGUAAGCGAAGGGACGUUCACGGCCUCCUGCCCUCAGGGAACCCCCAGGUGGGAGGUCGAGGGCGAGAGGUGCGCCCACGUCCCCGUGCCUGCCUCUGAGGACGAGCGGAAGCUGGACCUGUCGCUGGCGUCGAGGUACUUCUUCAGUCCUGUGUUCUUCCUCGAGGAGGCACAGGUCCAUCUAGGGACGAGUGGAGGAGGAUCUGUGACGGCCUCUGGGACCAGGCUGUCUCCGCUCCCGCCGUCGACACAGCGGGUUGUGCUCUCCUUUGGGCCUGAAGGAGGCAAGGUGUCUGUCAAGGUGUUGAUGGCAGGUGAGAUGCUGCAUAUGCUGACCCUGAGGAAAGAGCCACGAGAAGUGAAGGUGUGUGGAGGGAAAUCGACGAAGUUGAUGCUGGUGCUGAACUUAGAGACUAAGCGAACGAAGAAAGAACCUGGAGGUCCUACUUUCAAGACAAAACUGAGGCUGGAGUAUGUUAUUGGCGGAAUGGGGGCGUUGGUGGUGAUGCUAGUUGCCUGCUUGGCGGUCUCACUCUUUCGUCGAUCACGUGCCAACCAG